This is a messenger RNA of Symbiodinium natans, 225 nucleotides long. The record is from the annotation of a GenBank genome assembly. Lineage: Eukaryota; Dinophyceae; Suessiales; Symbiodiniaceae.
AUGAAGCAGGCUCAUGCGCGUCGAGACGUGUGCAUGGCCGUGGAGAUCCCGCUGCUCGCACAGUACGGGUACGACGCUUCAGAGGAGGGAAUCCACCAGCACAGUGCGGCCAUGGCUUCGCUGUUGAAGGACUGCCCCGAUCUUGUGGCAAAGAACAACGAACUGGCGCGCUUGGUGAACCCGACCAUGGAUGUUGACGAGGAUACACACAUUACAGGUGAUUAG